AUGCGAAGUUACGUCGAAGGCGAAGUUACGUCGAAGAUUGUGUCCCGUGACGCCAACAAGGCGGCCCAGAAAGCCGUUUGCCCUGAUCAUUUUUGGCUGUGCUGCUUUCACGCAAGCGGCCAUGGCACGCCUGUACCCAGAAUUCUGGCCAACUAUGGAGAAGCUCGAGAUCAUGGAGUGCGUAGCGAGCUGCCGGCGGGCGGCCUCCGGUGCAGAAGGCUUUCCGAACCGCACUCCCAUUCGCGGCCCUUUCCAAGAGAAGUGCUGCAGCAGGAGAGGUUCAUCAGCAUCAGCCGGCCAUGA
Messenger RNA from Symbiodinium natans, 303 nucleotides. NCBI's taxonomy places the organism in Eukaryota, Dinophyceae, Suessiales, Symbiodiniaceae. The record is from the annotation of a GenBank genome assembly.